AUGAACAUCUCCGAUGAUGCAUACAAUGCGCUUAGAGCAUCUCUUCUUAAUGAAACAGGCAAAACACCCUUACAUGAGCGAUUCAGAGCCUUGUUUACUCUGAAGUCGCUGAAAAAUGAACGAUCUAUUCAGAUAAUUUCCGAAGGCUUUAAGGAUGAAUCAGCACUGCUGAAGCAUGAACUUGCGUACUGUCUUGGACAAAUACACGAUGAGAAGGCUUUGCCGGUCCUUCAGUCCGUGUUGAGAAAUAAAUCUGAAGACCCGAUGGUACGCCACGAAGCUGCUGAAGCAAUGGGAGCUAUCUCUUCGGCAUCUUCGAUACUAGUACUCCGCGAAUUCCUUGACGACUCCGAACGAACAGUACGAGAAACUUGCGAGAUCGCGAUUGCUCGGAUCGAAUGGGAACAAUCGGAAGAAGGAAGGCGGCACCUCGAAGCUCGAAAUAAAGAAGAGAAUCAGGUAUACACCUCCAUCGAUCCUGCGCCACCUAGUUCUGGGUUACUCUCGGGCAAACCAAGCCCGACAGGUGUACAGCCAGACGAUGUAAAAUCUUUAUGUGCCACUCUCCUUGAUAUCAAAGUUCCUUUGUUUGAACGAUACCGAGCAAUGUUCGCACUUCGGAAUAUCGGAACUCCAGAAGCUGUUGAUGCUCUCGCGGCUGGAUUCUCUGAUGAUAGUGCACUUUUCAAACACGAAAUUGCCUUUGUCUUCGGUCAGCUACUCUCAACGCACUCCGUUCCUGCACUUCUCAAAGUCCUCCAGGACUCAUCCGAAUCCGAUAUGGUCCGACACGAAGCAGCCGAAGCACUCGGCGGAAUUGCCACACCCGAGGUCCUACCUUACCUCAAAGAGUGGAUGGCGAGACCUGAUGCACCAAGAGUCGUAAGAGAAAGCUGUCAAGUGGCUAUUGAUAUGUGGGAGUACGAGAAUUCGGAUCAGUUCCAGUAUGCGGAUGGUCUGCAAACUUUGGGGCAGAUUCCCGCAACUACUCAGACUAUCACAGCUUAA
Molecule: messenger RNA, 1008 nt
Organism: Fomitiporia mediterranea MF3/22
Lineage: Eukaryota; Fungi; Basidiomycota; Agaricomycetes; Hymenochaetales; Hymenochaetaceae
Product: deoxyhypusine hydroxylase
Exons: 6
Coding region: 1-1008 (335 amino acids)
Biological process (GO): peptidyl-hypusine biosynthetic process
Molecular function (GO): deoxyhypusine monooxygenase activity
Source: RefSeq, a predicted model, not a curated record